This is a messenger RNA of Glycine soja, 561 nucleotides long. RefSeq lists its product as uncharacterized. The transcript has 4 exons. The coding region runs from base 1 to 561 and encodes 186 amino acids. NCBI's taxonomy places the organism in Eukaryota, Viridiplantae, Streptophyta, Magnoliopsida, Fabales, Fabaceae. The record is from RefSeq and is a predicted model, not a curated record.
AUGCAAUCACAGAGACUCGCACUGCCUCCUGAACCUGAUGUUGGUCCUUCAGUUGCUCGUGUCAGCACAAAGGAGAGUUGUGUUGAUCCCUCAAGAAACGAUCUAGACACCGUUAAGGUUGGUGUUGAGGAGAUUAGAGAUAUAGAUGCUCCCAUUCCUGUACUCACUAAAGAGGUUAAGGUCAUGGGACAGGCUCUUAACACAUUCCUUGCUUGGCCGACACAUCUAGUCAAGCGUUUAUCAGAACAGGGAGCUGUGAGACCCGCGAAACCUGCAGAUAGGCCGGAUGAUGAGGUCGAUGAUCCGCUAUAUCUAAUGACAUUGACCAUUCCACAGCUUUUUCUGAAGCCAUUGCAGGUUAUGUGGGAUGCUACCUUGUUUGGCCUGUUUAAUGAAAACUUUCCUUUGUACAUAAAGUAUGAAGAUCUGUCUGAAAUUGCACAUGGUGGUCAAUGUCUCAGCAUAUCUGUUAUACAGUUGUGGAUUCUGCAUAUGACUGAGACAAGUAUGCGAGCUGGGAAUAUCGAUGUGUAUGGAUUCCUCGAGCCACAGUCUAUCUAG